Molecule: messenger RNA, 987 nt
Organism: Mesorhabditis spiculigera
Lineage: Eukaryota; Metazoa; Nematoda; Chromadorea; Rhabditida; Rhabditidae
Source: the annotation of a GenBank genome assembly
AUGAUCUACAUGAUGAGUUCGACUCCGAGCCCGAAUCCUGCUACUCAGCCGAGCCUUCCCGUGUCGCCGCUGAACUUGCUGGCAGCGAUGCAGCUACCAAACCCGGCUGUAACUACACAACAGCUGAUCGCUACGACUUUGGCGAAUCCAAUUUUGCUACAGCAGCCUACUCCACAGGUAUCGCUACAGAGCCCACUGGAAAGUAUUUUGCAGCAGGUUGGGCUUUAUUCGAAUUCGCUUCAAGUGCAGAUUCCGACGGUGUCGACAGUCCCUACCACAACCUGCAUCGAUCAACAAUUCGGCAACGUCAGCCUCGCCCAACUCAUCUCCCCAUUAGGCCAAAUCUCACUCCCUUCACCGAACCUCUCCGUCAGCCCAUCAGCCUAUCAAUUCCCCAGUGCCACAUCGGCCUUCCAAGUACCAAUAUCCCCCGCUAAUGUCGCCAAUCUACCCCUGGGAAUCCCGCAAAUCGUCACACCGAUCCCGGCGCUGUCCGUCUCGCCGAGCUCUGCUAAUGGCUCAACUUUUUCGCUACUAGCUUCUCCGACAAAUGCGGCCGAUUUCUUCCAAUUGACAACCAACAAAGACGAGCUUGAAAUCCCUACUUGCUCCUUCAACCGUAGACUCUCAGCCCCAGAAGCGUGUCGCAAACGACCGCGAAGCCCGGAAAGAAACCGCAGGUUCUCCGAUUUUACCAUCGGACAGCUUUUGCGUGUGCCAGCUAUGGGCGGACAGUCGGUGCAACAGCCUAGGGAAAAAAGUCAAAAGCGUCGAAAGCAGCGUACCAUCUACGGCAUGAAGCAAACGGAAGUUCUUGAGGAAGCCUUCGUCUCGCAACGCUAUAUGGUUGGCGCUGAACGCGAACAACUCGCAAGCAGCCUGGCUCUGAGCGAAGCCCAAGUCCGAGUCUGGUUCCAGAAUCGUCGCAGCAAACAGCGCAAGCUCAACCGUCAAGCCGGAGAGCCGGAAGUCCCAGGAGCACGACUC